Messenger RNA from Schizosaccharomyces octosporus yFS286, 3319 nucleotides. RefSeq names its product ribosome biogenesis factor recycling AAA family ATPase. The coding region runs from base 139 to 2490 and encodes 783 amino acids. The transcript has a single exon. Gene Ontology annotation, cellular component: cytoplasm. The record is from RefSeq and is a predicted model, not a curated record. NCBI's taxonomy places the organism in Eukaryota, Fungi, Ascomycota, Schizosaccharomycetes, Schizosaccharomycetales, Schizosaccharomycetaceae. Gene Ontology annotation, molecular function: ATP binding; ATP hydrolysis activity.
AGGCUUUUGAAAAAAGACUUUGAAUAAAAAUAUUUCUAUUGUUUACUGCUUAAAGAGGUUGAGUGUGCUUCCCUAUAUCAGAAGAUAUUCUUGCCAACAGCCAUAAACUAAAAAGCAGGUUAGACAGUUCAUAUUGGGAUGUCCGCUCCCAUUAAAUUGUCAGUGAAGUUGAUAGAAGGAGAUAGUUCUUGGCGAGAUCUUCGAUAUGUGUAUUUUUCACCUGCCGCUUUAAAACGACUGGGAUUCGUCCAGAAGCAACUCGUUUCUAUAAAACAUUCGGAUGGUUCGUCAAUUGGUAUUGUUCAAGUCCCUCGAGGAGUAAAUUUGGGCCCCUAUGAAGUAGGAAUCUGCUCGCAGUUCGCGGAAUGGGCAAAUGUAAAGGUUGGCCAAAGGGUGAACGCCGUAAAAUAUGCUCAUCCAUUGAAGGACGUGGAGAGUUUAAAAAUAAUUUGUGGUCCAAAUUCUGAAGGGAAUCCGUUUUCGGAAUCUGAAAUCAAGAAGACUCUACUGGAAAUGCGUUAUGUGCAUCUGGGCAUGCUUUAUUCGGCACAAAGCACAAACUCUACUACAAAGGCAUUGGUACCAGGUUCAGUUCUUCCAUCAUUGAGUGAACAUUUAAGACACGGAGGUGAUAAUCUUCCACCGGGUUAUAUUAAAGUUAAUGAAAUUCAUAUUCGCUCUCCUAGCAACCUGUUGGAAGCAAUUUCUGAUCUUUCUUUGGAGGAACCUCGUCUUUAUCGGUUUACUGCGUCUUCUGAAAUGGAUGUUGAAGGUGCUUUACAAUCUGAUUUGUCUCAAUCGCAAACUUCACUGUCCUCAUCCGUUGUCGAAAGUUCUCAGAAUCAGCUGGAGACAUCCUCUUCGCCUGUAACAUUUUCCUCUAUUGGAGGUUUAGACCAUCAGAUACAACAAGUACGAGAUGUCAUAGAACUUCCUUUUCAAAAUCCUGAAUUAUUUGAAUAUUUUCAUAUUUCACCUCCAAGAGGUAUUUUACUAUAUGGACCUCCUGGAACCGGUAAAACUAUGAUUUUACGCGCAAUAGCCGCUGAAACAAAGGCACAUGUUUUCCGGAUUGAUGGUCCAUCUGUGGUAGGCAAAUAUAUGGGUGAAACUGAAGCUAGGCUAAAAAAGAUUUUUGAUGAUGCUCGUUCACAGCAGCCAUCUAUUAUAUUUAUUGAUGAAGUUGAUGCAAUUGCACCUAAGCGAACUUCUGAUAUAAGUGAAGCAGAAAGCAGAGCUGUUGCAAGUCUCCUAACAUUGCUUGACGGCAUGUCGAGUGCUGGUAAGGUAGCCGUAUUUGCGGCUACGAAUCGUCCAAAUUCUAUAGAUGAAGCUCUUCGACGACCUGGAAGGUUGGAAAAAGAGAUCGAGGUUGGAAUACCAGAUAAAAACGCUCGUUUGGACAUUUUAAAGUUGCUUUUUGAACAUGUUCCAAAUAGUCUUAGCCCUGAAGAAAUGGAAGAUUUGGCUGGUCGCACCCAUGCAUAUGUGGGUGCAGAUUUAACCGCCGUUGUUCGCGAGGCUGCUUUACGAGCAAUUAAAAGAACUUUAAAAAACCGAAGUGAGGCUGGUGAUACUAUAAUAAAGGAAAAUCCUGGUGCCGUGGAACUUGGUGAUGUAGAAGCAGCGUUAACCUCGGUGCGACAAAGCGCGAUGCGGGAAUUCAUCAUUGAGUCGCCCAAUGUGAAGUGGUCACAAAUAGGAGGCCAGGAAGAUGUUAAGCAAAAAUUAAAAGAAUCAGUCGAAUGGCCUUUGACGCACCCAAAAACUUUUGCUCGAUUAGGCGUUCGUCCCCCGAAGGGGAUUUUGCUGUACGGUCCACCGGGAUGUUCGAAGACGUUGACUGCGAAGGCGAUAGCUACUGAAACGGGAUUGAAUUUUAUUUCUGUCAAGGGACCUGAGUUAUUUAACAAAUAUAUUGGUGAGAGUGAACGAGCUGUUCGUCAAUUGUUUCAAAAAGCUCGCCAAGCAAGUCCCUCCGUCAUCUUCUUUGACGAGAUCGACGCCCUGACCGGUAGUAGAGGUGAGGACCACAGCGGAGAUCGAGUUGUAACGGCACUACUAAAUGAGAUGGAUGGUAUAGAGGCAUUGAAGAAUGUACUUGUUCUUGCAGCAACGAACCGGCCAGAUGUGAUUGACCCGGCUUUGAUGAGACCUGGAAGACUGGAUCGGCUAUUUUAUGUUGGACCACCUAAUCUUGAAGCACGUCGACAAAUUCUGUUGAUUCAAUCUCGACAAAUGAAGUUUAGUGAAGGUGUAGAUUUGGAGGAUAUUGCGCUACGUACGGAUGGUUGUUCGGGAGCAGAAAUAGUUGCUCUAUGCCAAGAUGCUGGGUUAGUUGCUAUGCAUGAGAAUGUAGAAGCAACAGAAAUUACACAAGCACAUUUUGAAAAAGCAUUGCUUGCACUCAGAAAGGGAAUUAGCCAAGGCAUGUUGGAUUUCUACAAACAAUUUGCUGAAGGUGUUUCAGCUAAGACUUCAAGUGGUUGAAGUAGUAGUUGGCAUUCCCAUUAUAGGAUUUAAGGAUAGAUGAUAAGUCUUAGGACUUUAUAUAGUUUUGUUUUUUGUUGGGUUCAUUGUUACGGGUCUCGAGAGGUGUAGGAAUAAUAUGUAUAUUAUAUCGUCUUAUUUGGGAUGGAGCACUAGAAGAAUGAGUAAGAUUAAAGUGAAUGAGACACAUUUACAUUUUUUUACACUACUUCUUUAUUUAUAAAGUUGCUCUUUUUCUUAAGCACAAACGAAAGUUGGUUUCAAUAUCAUUUGGCUUUACCUAUCAUAACAAGUGUCAUUAAUUAAUGAAGGCUGCGUUUCUUAAACGAAUCGUGAAGUCAGUCGGAUAUUUUUUAUAAAUUGGCCAACAAUGAUGCGACGGUUGUUCUGGAGUCAUGUUUAUAUUUUGAAUCGGCUUUGAAUUUUGCUGAAAGCUUCUUCAGGAGAGGAGGAGCUGUCUUUGAUUUCCAUAACUGCCUUCAUGGCAUUACCACCGGUAGCAUCGUUAAUUCUGUUCAUGAUAGCCAUCUUUUGUUUGGUAUCUCCGGGAAUCACAUCGUUGAUUUUCUUCAUAGUUUGUGCUUGCUUAACAUCUGAACUGGCAUGAGAUGCGAAUCCCAUAGGAUCGUCAGCAAUUCCACCGCCGCCAGAGCUGCCUUUAGAUCCUCUAAGGUUCAAUAGAUUUUGCAUGUUGAGUACCAAAAGAUUUCAAUAAAAGUAUUUAGAUGUUGAGAAUGUAGAGCCAUCUGGUAUUUAUACCACAGAGACCAGGUAUUAUUUUUUUUUGACAUCAUGCUUUAUAGGAUGAUUUAAUAUGAUGAGUCCGUGA